CUCUGGGGGCCGGAAGGGGUUAAACCUCAGGCUCCGGCGUCGCGGGAGAAGUUAUAAUUAUUCACAAUGUUUCCACUGACUGAGGAAAAUAAGCAUGUGGCCCAGUUGUUGCUCAGUACUGGUACCUGUCCCAGAUGUAUCUUCAGAUUCUGUGGUGUGGAUUUUCAUGCACCUUACAAACUUCCCUACAAGGAGUUGCUCAAUGAACUACAGAAAUUUUUGGAAACUGAAAAAGAGGAAUUCAUUUUGGAUAUUCCAAACCCACCUCCCAAGAAAAUUCGACUGCAAGAACUAGAAGAUGGAAUUGAUGGGAUUGAUAAUCUGAGUCAAAAUGGAGAGGGGAGGGUCUCUGUUAUGGAAGACGGUAGCAUUGCUUCUAAGAACUCAAAUUUAAAUGUGUGCAAUGUAUGUCUAGGAAUUCUUCAAGAAUUCUGUGAAAAAGAGUUCAUUAAAAAGGUGUGCCAAAAAGUUGAGGCCUCUGGUUUUGAAUUUACCAACUUGGUAUUUUCAGUCUCCUUCCCACCACAGCUAUCUGUAAGAGAGCACGCUGCAUGGUUGCUGGUAAAACAGGAAAUGGGAAAGCAGAAUCUGUCGCUGGGAAGAAAUGAUAUAGUUCAGCUAAAAGAAGCCUACAAGUGGAUAACUCAUCCCCUGUUUUCAGAGGAACUGGGUGUUCCCAUUGAUGGAAAGAGCUUGUUUGAAGUGAGUGUGAUCUUUGCUCACCCAGAAACAGUUGAGGAUUGCCACUUCCUACGUGCGAUAUGCCCUGAUUGCUUCAAGCCAGCCAAAAACAAACAGUCAGUGUUCACUAGAAUGGCAGUUAUGAAAGCGUUGAAUAAGAUAAAAGAAGAGGAUUUCCGCAAGCAGUUUCCUUGUCCUCCAAACUCACCAAAGGCUGUAUGCACUGUUCUUGAAAUUGAGUGUGCUCAUGGUGCUGUUUUUGUGGCUGGGAGGUAUAAUAAAUAUUCCAGGAAUCUACCACAAACUCCUUGGAUAAUUGAUGGAGAAAGGAAGCUGGAAUCUUCCGUGGAAGAAUUAAUUUCAGAUCAUCUUUUGGCAGUAUUCAAAGCCGAGAGUUUUAAUUUUUCCUCCUCUGGAAGAGAAGAUGUAGAUGUGAGAACAUUAGGAAAUGGAAGGCCCUUUGCAAUUGAGCUGGUGAAUCCUCAUAGAGUACAUUUCACUUCACAAGAAAUUAAGGAACUUCAGCAGAAAAUUAAUAAUUCAUCUAACAAAAUCCAAGUCCGUGACUUGCAGCUUGUCACAAGAGAGGCAAUAGGACAUAUGAAAGAAGGUGAAGAAGAAAAGACCAAAUCUUAUAGUGCCUUAAUAUGGACAAAUAAAGCCAUACAGAAGAAAGACAUUGCAUUCCUAAAUGACAUAAAGGACUUAAAGAUUGACCAGAAAACGCCCCUCCGAGUUCUGCAUCGGAGGCCCCUGGCUGUGAGAACUCGCAUCAUUCACUCCAUGGAGACGCGCUAUGUGGAUGAACAUCAUUUCCACCUCUACCUGAAGACUCAAGCUGGCACCUACAUUAAAGAGUUUGUACACGGAGACUUUGGGAGAACCAAGCCGAACAUUGGCUCUCUAAUGAAUAUGACCGCAGACAUUCUUGAGCUGGAUGUUGAGGUUACAAAUAACACUAUAUGUGUAUAAACUGCUUGAGAAUUUGUUAAAUGCAAGAUGGGAAGUUGAAAAUGAUCUGAAGAGUAAAAGUUGCUGAGACUUCUGAGGGAGAGUUGGUCUUGCUCCCUGAAUUUGUUUGCUAUUUUACCCAUAAAUAACAUUUACAAAAUUCAGAGGUACUCUAGUCCCUUAUCGUUCAAAGGUACAGUUGAUAACUGGCUGAGAACCAAAUACUCUAUGAAUUCAGAAACAGACCUUGGGCCCAAGAAUCUCAAGGCCUCAUAUGGAUUUUAGAGUGUGUUGAAUUGUGGCAUUUAAGGACUGUUCUUCAAAUGCAGUUUCUUCUGUUGCGUUAUAUUAAAACUAUUAAGUUUAUAAGCAUUAUCAGCAAAUGCUUACUGGAGCAGUAAUAUGUUUUAAUGUCUUGUUUCUUCCUUCUAGUCUGUAGAUGUUGACUGGCCCCCUGCUCUGGAUGACUAGCUUUCAAACUUGGAAACACAGAGUAGGGUUUUCAUGGCACGAUGUGGACAUCCAUUCAGCACUGUAUAAUGGCUCUUUAAUCACCAUAACAGUGUCUUGGAAACCAUUUGGAUCAUGUUGAUCUAUGUAUUUUAAAAUUUGUUGUAACAUCUCAGGAUCUAUAUAUGUGUACAUUUUGUGUUAAAUGUUCUAAGGAUGUCUUAUGAUUUUUCUUGUUCCUUUUCCAACCCCCACAAGCCAAACUAUGAAUAAUGAAAUGAUUCUCUUAAUUACUCCAUUUAGAGAAGUACACAAAUAGGAUACAUUCUGAUAAUCUGAGAAGCCGUAAUUUCUUUCAGCACAAUUUCCCUGCACAAGACAUACCACCUUCAAAAUCAUGUUCUAAAUUUGUUUGAAUGAACUUUAUAAAAGAUGUAGAUUUACAUAAAGUGCAGUAUCCUAUAAUAUCCCAAGAUAUCAAACAUAAAUCUGACAUCAUUAAUAUUUUUCCCAGUAAACUUCAAGCAAGCUAUUACCAACAGAAGUACUCUUUGGUACAAUCUGUGACAAAUCUUAAUGACUUCAAGUUACUAUUUUGACAACCUAAAAAUAUCAAUACGUUUCCUGGGGAGGGAAAGUGAAACCUUAGGAACUGAGGUAUACCCUGGUAAGAGACUUGCAUAAAUCUUUUAAAUAAGGAGACACAAGUGCCUUCAGUAAUUUCAAACCCAGGGAUAAGAUUUUGAAAAAUUAAGAUUGGUAAACAAUCUGCUAUUAUUCCAGAGUGCUUCAAUCUAUUAUACAAUUUCAAACAUGUGCAUCGUGUGGAUAGGAUUUCAUCAUUUCCAUUUUAUAAAUAUGAAGACCAAAGAAUGAAAGUUAAAAAUGAUUUGUCUAAAAUUAUUUGUUUCUUCCUUAUCAGGGGCUAAAACUGAAGUUUACUGGUCUUUAAGGUCCUUUCUUAAUACACCUUGUUAUUGAACACCCAAUGUGUGAAGGAGGCACCUGAGAAUGUCAUUUAAAUGCACUAACCAUGAGAAAUGACUUUUGGAAUUUAGAUACCAAAUCAAAGAGCUUACCAAAAAUAUAGCCCAAGCAUAUUUCAUAUGAUCUCAUAUGGUGACCAUUUGUUAGUAAGUUGGUACUAUGAAGAGAGAACAGGAAAUAAUCCAAACCUAAAGAAAAUGGAUGGGUCAUUAAGGGAACAAUUCAGCAAUCUCAUUAAAAUUUGAGAUUUAAGUAUAAUUUAUCACCCUGAUUCAACUAUCUGAGCUUAUUUAAAACAUAUGUGACUUGGAUGGUAUUGGAUUAUUGUUUUCCAUCUCUUCAUUAAACAUACUUCAUAGAUACCAAGAUGUAUUAUUACUCAUUUUAGAAAUCAGGAAAAUUAUUUAAUUGACAUGAAGAUUCAUAUAUGAAUGAAUACUAGCAAAAACUUUUUUCACUAUUAUUUUCAAUGCCAGAAAAUGAGAAAGGGAUAAUGCAAAUAAACUUCUGAUAAAUAGGCAAGAAAUUUUGUGUGAGUGUUUCUCCAUUUCUGGGGAGGUUUUGCUACAAAAGAUUUAAAUAAUUUGGGAUCUUAACAGAAUCUCUUAACAGAAGAUCUCUAUUUCUUAAAUAUCUAUUCCUGACAUGCAGAGUUUUAAGCAAAAACAUUAGCUGUCUGUACUUUAUUUAUUCCAUAUGUUCAUAUAU
Molecule: messenger RNA, 3777 nt
Organism: Hyaena hyaena (striped hyena)
Lineage: Eukaryota; Metazoa; Chordata; Mammalia; Carnivora; Hyaenidae
Gene: PUS10
Product: pseudouridine synthase 10
Exons: 18
Coding region: 67-1653 (528 amino acids)
Biological process (GO): tRNA pseudouridine synthesis
Molecular function (GO): RNA binding; pseudouridine synthase activity
Source: RefSeq, a predicted model, not a curated record